GCCCGGUUUGUUGUCCUCCCUGCUGGUUGUAAGCCUGAAGAAGCAGAAGACGCCCCCCCUCCCACGGCUUGUUUUCCUCCGCGCCGCCGCGGCCGCGUAUCGUAAACCUACCUUUAUGUCCCGGAUGUCACCGCCGCGGGGCCGCGCGCUCCAGGCCCUGACGGCGUCGGUGUCGGAGCUGCUGUCCCGGGUCUGUGACGAGGUUUUGGGGCAGCUGGAGGACGCGUGCCGCUGCUCCGCUCCCGGAGGUCGCCGCGGUCUGCCGCUGCUGCGGCGCCGGCUGCGCGCACUUCUGGCGGCCGCAGCGGCACGGAUCAACGGGCUGCUGCAGCGCGAGCUGGAGGAGAACCGGCGGCGGAACCGGCUGUUGGAGACGGUGCUGAGCCCGGUGGUCCGACUGACCCGGACAGACUCCAUCAGGACGACAGACAGGUCAGGACAUAGAGACACAAAUGGGACAGACAGGUCAGGACAUAGAGACACAGACAGGUCAGGACAUAGAGACACAGACGGUACAGACAGGUCAGGACAUAGAGACACAGACAGGUCAGGACAUAGAGACACAAAUGGGACAGACAGGUCAGGACAUAGAGACACAGACAGGUCAGGACCUAGAGACACAAAUGGGACAGACAGGUCAGGACAUAGAGACACAGACAGGUCAGGACAUAGAGACACAGACGGUACAGACAGGUCAGGACAUAGAGACACAGACGGGUCAGGACAUAGAGACACAGACAGGUCAGGACAUAAAGACACAGACGGGUCAGGACAUAGAGACACAGACAGGUCAGGACAUAGAGACACAGACGGGUCAGGACAUAGAGACACAGACGGGUCAGGACAUAGAGACACAGACAGGUCAGGACAUAGAGACACAGACGGGUCAGGACAUAGAGACACAGACGGUACAGACAGGUCAGGACAUAGAGACACAGACGGGUCAGGACAUAGAGACACAGACGGGACAGAGGGAGGACGGCAGAGACGGCGAGCAGAUCACGUCUGCGUCAUCUGUGGAAAAAGUUUUCGCCACAACGGGAAUCUGCUGAAACACGCAGAGACCCACGCAGAUGCGUGCGGAGUCUGUGGAGAAAACGUCCAAUCAGCACGCGACAGUUUGUUGGAGCAUCUCAGAUCCCACCGUGGUGCCGAUGGCGCCGGGCCGUGUGGCGUCUGCGGGAAGACGUUUCAGAACAUCGAGACGCACAUGCUGCGCCACACGGGUGUCAAACCGUACGCCUGCGAGGUCUGCGGGAAAUGCUUCCCACGUCCUGGAGCGCUACGGAGACACGGGAAGAUCCACGGCCAGAGGAGCGGACACGACCGCAGACAGACGGCGCCCGAGACGCUCGCAGACGGAGACGCUGACGGAGACCAGAGCGAUGGCGAGGCCGACCAUGGCCAGCGGCCGACCUCGCCGCUCCGCUGCAGAGUCUGCGGUGACACGUUCCACAGCCGCGGCUUCCUUAAGAAACACGCCGAGACGCACGGCCGGGACGCAGCGAGCGUCUGUGACGUCUGCGGGGAGCAGCUGGCCUCGGCGGACGACCUGCUGGCCCACCUGCGCUCGCACCAAGAUGCCCGCGGCGUGUGUGGCGUCUGCGGGAAGACGUUCCAGAACACGGAGACGCACAUGAGGCGCCAUACGGGGGUCAAACCGUACGCCUGUGGCGUCUGCGGCAAACGCUUCCCGCGGCCCGGAGCGCUGCGGAGACACGGGAAGAUCCACGCCAUCAGCCGGAGUCAGGCAUGUGGCGAGCUGCCAGCAGACUCAGAGAAGGCUUCCGUAGAGAAGCGUCCCAGCAUGGAGGAGAACGCCGCGGUGUCUCCUCCAACGCCUCCCCGCUGUAGCAUCUGUGGCGAGUCCUUCCACAGCAGCGCCGCGCUGAGGAAACACGCCACGGACCACGUGGCGGCCGCCGCCUGUGGCGUCUGCGGGGACAGUUUCCCACCUUCAGAGACGCUGGCGCAGCACCUGCAGACUCACGGAGACAACGACAGUUUGUUGGAGCAUCUCAGGUCCCACCGGGACGCCAGUGGCGUCGGCACCAGUGGUGUCGGGACGUGCGGCGUUUGCGGGAAGACGUUUCAGAACAUCAAGACCCACAUGCUGCGCCACACGGGCGCCAAACCGUACGCCUGUGGCGUCUGCGGGAAACGCUUCCCGCGGCCGGGCGCGCUCAGGCGCCACAAGCGGAUCCACAGCGGCGAGCGGCCGUACAUCUGCGAGUUCUGCGGGAAGACGUUCACCGAUAACGGCGCCCUGACGACGCACAUCCGGAAGCACACGGGAGACAAGCAGGCGUCACGCGUCUCCUGCGACACGUGUGGGAAGAGCCUGGCGUCCGUGCACGUGUUGCUGGUGCACAAAAGGAUCCACAGCGGCGAGAAGCCGUUCCAGUGCCGGGUCUGCGGGAAAGCCUUCCGGCAGCUGGGCGGACUGAGCGCCCACUCGCUGACGCACAGCGGCGAGAAGCCGUUCACCUGUACCGUCUGUGGGAAGAGCUUCAGCACCAAAGGUUACCUGGAGACGCACGUUCGGUUCCACAGGAAGGAGCGCGCGUUCGGGUGCACGCUGUGCUGGAAGGCGUUCGUCACCAAGAACGACCUCAAGAAACAUCAGCUGACGCACAGCGGCGAGAAGCCGCACGCCUGCAGCGUCUGUGGGAAACGCUACCAGGAGAAACGCUCCAGAGACGCACACAUGAAGGUGCACGGGGAGCCAAUCAGGAGGCAGGACGCUCUGCAGCCAAUCAGGAGGCAGGAUGCUCCACAGCUGGACUUCAUGCAGCUGUAGAAAGAAAAAAAAUG
Messenger RNA from Sander lucioperca (pikeperch), 2814 nucleotides. RefSeq names its product zinc finger protein 709-like. Gene Ontology annotation, biological process: regulation of transcription by RNA polymerase II. The record is from RefSeq and is a predicted model, not a curated record. Gene Ontology annotation, cellular component: nucleus. Bases 116 to 2800 code for a protein of 894 amino acids. NCBI's taxonomy places the organism in Eukaryota, Metazoa, Chordata, Actinopteri, Perciformes, Percidae. Gene Ontology annotation, molecular function: RNA polymerase II cis-regulatory region sequence-specific DNA binding; DNA-binding transcription activator activity, RNA polymerase II-specific. The transcript is spliced from 6 exons.